AAAGGUUAUUUCAUGCAUAUUUCCCGGUCGUAAUGCGAUAUCGGGACUCGGAAAUUCUUCUAGCUCUGGGUGGAGAGUGACGCUUAGAAAGAAGGACGGCGGGCACAGGGAUAGCCCCAAAAGUUAACAAGGAAGGCCAGGAGCUGUCUUCGAGAGAACCGGCCAUUUCACUUUUGGGAAAGACAUUCUGGCACGGAAUAAAGAACUGCUCCUAAUUAAAAAAAAAAAAAAAAAAAAAAAAAAAGAGGGGAAGAAACACUGGUAGAGUUGCAUUAGGUAUCUGUGUCCUCUGUUUCGUGUAUUUGCUGAGAGGAAUAUAACAGCCGCCCCCCACCCAACUCUCUGAUGGACUGAGGUUUGUGUGCCCUACUUGUGGCCGCUGGCCCUUGAGGCCUUUUUCUUAUAAGGGAAAUUGGAUAGUUGAGGUGUGUAGAGGUUUUUGAAGCAGUAUGGCUAGAAUGUCUAAUUCUGGGGCUUUUGGCGAAAAAUAUAAGAGAUGUGCCCUGAGGGGCAACGUACUAUUUUGGCAGGAAAAUCUAUUAAAUGGGAAGUAACCAAAGGUAUAAUUAUCCUUUGUUAGGCAGAGGUUUAUAUCUAUAAUCUUGGUUUUUUUUUUUUCCCCCCCAGCACCGUUGCUAGGAGUUUCUCCACUUCUGCAUAUGUAACUGGAAGUAGCCCUGAGCGUAACAUUAAUGAAUAGGAACAGAGUUUCCUCUUGGUUUAUUGCUGAUUUCUGAAAUAACUCGAAGCAAAUCAUUUCGACAAUAUCUGCCCAUUUCUCCAUUUCUAAGAUGGUUGUAGUUGUGUACUCCACGGUCAAGUGGGGAUUUUAUGAGGAUUUUUAUUGUAAACCACGUGGGGGAAGAGUCUUUAUCGGUCAAGUAGAGUACCUUCACAAUCACCGGGUUUUCUAGAUGAGUACUGAUCUGUAUAACUCAGAAAUCACUAGCAUAUUGUCUGCCUAAUGAAGGCCUGAAAGUGCUGAGGCUUUCUGCAGGGACAUUUAGAAUGACCAGAAGGGCUGGUCAUCAGGGUGGCUGGGGUGUGCUGAUUUGCGUGACAGGAGCCCUGCUGUUGCUAAGGAAUUAUCCCUAGCAUCAGUGUCCUGCACUCCUCCGCCUCCCCUGCCUCCCUCCCUUCUCCUCCUCCUCCCCUCUCCCUCUCCCUGCUGCUCCUUCCUUCCUCACCAAAGUUGCCCUGGGCACAAAACUUAGGGGUGUGUGCAUUCAGACUUCCUAGGCUUCACAUAUAAAUGCUCCAGACUUUCUGCAGAACUUAAAAAUCAAAACCUGUCUUUCCUCUCUGGAUCAGCUGACCGGUAGAAAAGUGUGGACUUUUUUUUUUUUUUUUUCUUUCUUGAGUCAUGUUACUCCUGGGAACUUUAUUUUCUCUCCAGCCAGCCAUUAGCUAAGUCCUGGAGCCUUGGAACUUUUCAGCCAGUGGAGUCCUCCAUCCGGCUGGUUUUGUUUUUAACUUCCUUUUCUCAGCAAAUUCUACAAGCAGAAACUGCAACUGAAUGGCCCAAUGAAAGCAGAGUAGAAUGUUCCUCCUUGAACCUAAGCAAUUCCUUUCCUAACUCAAGACUCCAGGAGCCCAAAUCAUAGUCUCCCUCAAAGACCCAGGAGAUCUAAACACCCUUUACAACCUUACUGUGAAGAAGCCCAGGGGACAGGUAGCCACAACUGAUUUGCAGAUAAGAAAGGAGGCCCAGGCAGUAUCUGCAAAGCCAGGAGUGUGACUCAGUACUUCUGUGUGUUGUGCACACACCUGCGACUAGAGAUGCCAGAGUGUUUUGACUCUGCACCAGACACCUUACACACCUGAACUUCUUUAAACCUCACAACCGCCUUAUGAGAUUCUCUAGAAAGCAUAACAGUGAUGGAGUACAUGAGCACCGGCAGUGACAACAAAGACGAGAUCGAUUUAUUAAUUAAGCACUUGAACGUGUCCGAUGUAAUAGACAUUAUGGAGAAUCUUUACACCAGCGAAGAGCCAGCAGUUUACGAGCCCAGUCUCAUGACCAUGUGUCAAGACAGCAAUGAAAAUGAGGAGCGUUCAGAGUCUCUGCUGCUCAGUGGCCAGGAGGUGCCUUUGUUGUCAUCGGUCAGAUACGGAACGGUGGAGGACUUGCUGGCCUUCGCAAACCACAUAUCCAACACUGCAAAGCGUUUUUAUGGACACCGACCGCAGGAAUCGGGGAUUUUAUUAAACAUGGUAAUCACUCCCCAGAAUGGACGCUAUCAGAUAGACUCUGAUGUUCUCCUCAUCCCCUGGAAGCUGACUUAUCGGAAUAUUGGCUCUGAUUUCAUACCUCGGGGGGCCUUUGGAAAAGUGUACUUAGCCCAAGAUAUAAAGACUAAGAAAAGAAUGGCGUGUAAAUUGAUUCCAGUAGAUCAGUUUAAGCCGUCUGAUGUGGAAAUCCAGGCCUGCUUCCGUCACGAGAACAUUGCUGAGUUAUAUGGUGCUGUGCUCUGGGGUGAAACCGUGCACCUCUUUAUGGAAGCCGGCGAGGGAGGGUCUGUUCUCGAGAAACUGGAGAGCUGUGGACCAAUGAGGGAAUUUGAAAUUAUUUGGGUCACAAAGCAUGUUCUCAAGGGACUCGAUUUUCUACACUCAAAGAAAGUGAUUCAUCAUGAUAUUAAACCUAGCAACAUUGUCUUCAUGUCUACAAAAGCUGUUUUGGUGGAUUUUGGCCUAAGUGUUCAAAUGACUGAAGAUGUCUACUUUCCUAAGGACCUUCGCGGAACAGAGAUUUACAUGAGCCCAGAGGUGAUCCUGUGCAGAGGUCAUUCAACCAAAGCGGACAUCUAUAGCCUGGGAGCCACACUCAUCCACAUGCAGACGGGCACCCCGCCUUGGGUGAAGCGCUACCCUCGCUCAGCCUAUCCCUCCUACCUGUACAUCAUCCACAAACAGGCGCCUCCGUUGGAAGAUAUCGCAGACGACUGCAGUCCUGGCAUGAGGUUGCUGAUAGAGGCUGCCUUGGAGAGGAACCCCAAUCACCGCCCGAGUGCAGCCGACCUGCUCAAACAUGAUGCCCUGAACCCCCCCAGAGAGGAUCAGCCACGCUGUCAGAGUCUGGACUCUGCCCUCUUUGAGCGGAAGAGGCUGCUGAGUAGGAAGGAGCUGGAGCUUCCGGAGAACAUAGCGGAUUCUUCAUGCACAGGAAGUACUGAGGAAUCGGAGAUGCUGAGGAGGCAGCGUUCUCUUUACAUAGAUCUGGGGGCCCUGGCUGGCUAUUUCAACCUUGUACGGGGCCCACCAACCCUAGAAUAUGGCUGAUUGAUGGCGUCAUUUGCUCCGAGUAAUUAAGACUCAGCAUUGGGCUCCUGGAAGCUGGUUAUAUGGACUCGAACCCGGGCUCUGUAUAUUGAAUCUUGCCAUCCAUCAGCGGGCAACGUGGCCUCCUGUAAUCCAUGAAUGUGACUCCACGUGGCUCCCCUGGGUUUGAUUCGGGAAGCUGCCUUGGUAGGUGGCGUGACAAACUCAAAGGAAGUUGCGAGUUCGUAGAAGGAUCAUUUCUGGUGGCUGAUUCCAUUCACUGUGCACUUUGCUCAGAAAAUGUCAAGAUUACAGAUCAUGAGGAUAAUGUCCUAGCCUGAAAUUACUGUUCUAGGUUCUGAUUUAAGUCUGGGAACUUUAUUUAACUCAGAAUAGUUGUUUUGUGUAUAUUGGUGUAUAUUAUAUGAUAAUGCCUUGAGCCUUUGUAGGUAGAUUCUAGUGUAAAUUAAAGUCCUUAUAUUUUGGGUGAGUAGAACAACUUGAAUAUUAAAGCAAUAAGCUGGACUCGUGUCUUAAAAAUGGCUGUUCAUUUAGGGGCCGUCUCACUGUGGGCCACUAGUGACAGGUUCUGUUAUGUUCCUAUGGAAACAUUUUGUACUGUAUAUGCUAUGCUUAAACCAUUUAAAACAUGAUGUUUUGAAUGUGGAUAAAACUGUGUAAAUCACAUAAUUUCUGUACAUCCCGAAGGAUGAGAAUGUGACCUGUAAGAAAAAUGGAAACAUUUCUAAAUUCUCAAUGAUGCUACCUUUGUAACUCUUCUGACUCUACUUCCUUCCAAGCAUUUGUGUAUUGAAAUAGCAUACUGUGUAUGUUUUAUAUCAAAUGCCUCCAUGAAUCUUUCUUACCUAUACCUAUAUUUUUAACGUUGUGAAUAUGCCCACUUAAAGUAUGUUUUUACAUUAGGCCAAUGAAACCAACACUUACAUCCAAUGUAAUUGGUCAGACCAACUGAAUAAACUCCAUAUUUUGCCUUCA
Messenger RNA from Mustela lutreola (European mink), 4257 nucleotides. It is a transcript of the gene MAP3K8, whose product is annotated as mitogen-activated protein kinase kinase kinase 8. The coding region runs from base 1879 to 3282 and encodes 467 amino acids. Gene Ontology annotation, molecular function: protein kinase activity; ATP binding. Gene Ontology annotation, biological process: protein phosphorylation. The transcript has 9 exons. NCBI's taxonomy places the organism in Eukaryota, Metazoa, Chordata, Mammalia, Carnivora, Mustelidae. The record is from RefSeq and is a predicted model, not a curated record.